Molecule: messenger RNA, 1532 nt
Organism: Arachis stenosperma
Lineage: Eukaryota; Viridiplantae; Streptophyta; Magnoliopsida; Fabales; Fabaceae
Product: WD-40 repeat-containing protein MSI3
Exons: 6
Coding region: 50-1276 (408 amino acids)
Biological process (GO): regulation of gene expression
Cellular component (GO): nucleus
Molecular function (GO): histone binding
Source: RefSeq, a predicted model, not a curated record
AGAGAGUUUUGGAGGGAAAACAGAAAGAGCGGCAAAAGCGAAAGAAAAAAUGGCGGAAGAAGAGUACGAUGAUGAUGUCGAAGAAGAGUUCUCCGUUUGGAAGAGGAACACGCCAUUGUUGUACGAUCUUGUCAUUUCGCACCCUCUCCCAUGGCCUUCUCUCACUGUUCACUGGCUCCAUUCUUCUCCACAACCCCAUUCUCAUCCUUCCUUCAAUCUCCACAAGAUCCUUUACGCAACUCACACUUCAAAUUCCGAACCGAACUACCUCAUCCUCGCCAAUGUUGCUCUUCCUGCCAACCCAUCACAGCCUGUCGCUGCUGCUGUUGACGCUGAAAACCCGGUUCUGCCCAAGGUGGAGGUUACCCAAAGGAUUAUGGUUGAUGGGGAGGUGAAUAGGGCGAGGAGUAUGCCCCAGAACCCUAGUGUUGUUGCUUCCAAGACUUGUGGUUCUGAGGUUUAUGUGUUUGAUGUUGAGAAGCAGCAUGGAAAGGAACAAGGUGGUGGUUGUGAUCCUGAUUUGAGGUUGAGGGGUCAUGACAAAGAAGGGUAUGGUUUGUCUUGGAGCCCUUUUAAGAAAGGCUAUCUUUUGAGUGGCUCCCAUGACUCAAAGAUUUGCAUGUGGGAUGUGUUAGCUGCGGAUAAAGAUAAUGUGCUUGAUGCGAUCCAUGUUUAUGAGGCACAUGAUGGCGUGGUUGGGGAUGUAUCCUGGCAUUCAAAGCACGAGAGUUUAUUUGGCUCUGUUGGAGAUGAUUGCAAAUUAAUCAUUUGGGACUUGAGGACAAAUAAGGCCCAGCAAUCAGUCAAGGCACAUGAGAAUGAGGUGAACUUUAUUUCUUUCAAUCCAUAUAAUGAAUGGAUUGUAGCUACAGCAUCGUCAGACACCACCAUUGCCCUCUUUGAUACAAGGAAACUGGCGGAGCCGCUGCAUGUUUUAAGUAGCCACACCGAUGAGGUGUACCAGGUGGAGUGGGAUCCUAAUCAUGAGACCGUGUUGGCAUCUUCAGGUGCUGACAGAAGGCUGAACGUUUGGGACCUUAGCAGAGUCGGGGAUGAGCAGAAUGAAGGGGACGGUGAUGGUGGCCCUCCUGAGCUACUCUUCUCUCAUGGUGGUCACAAGGGGAAGAUAUCGGACUUUUCGUGGAACAAGAAUCAGCCAUGGGUUAUCUCAAGUGUGGCUGAGGACAAUUCUUUCCAUGUGUGGCAAAUGGCUGAGAAUAUAUACAAUGAAGAUGGUGAUGACGAAGAUAUCUGGACAGCUGAUGAUCAAAACUAACCAAAUCAUACCCAAGGCUGAAAGACUAUUUACAUUACUUUCUGUUUCUCUUCUAUUAAAAUUUGGAACUCAGAAUAUGGUGUUGAUGGAGCAUGAUUUAUCAUUUUCUAUUCAGAAAAAGACUUUCUUUGCGUGAAGAAAUUUUAAAGUUUAAAGUUCCUACCGUAGUUAAAAUCAGUUUAAAAUGUUAAUCUAUUAAACUGGAUUCCAUUAAUAGUACGUCAUAAUUUAGAGUCAGUUAAUUAGUUCUUGUAAA